Fusarium pseudograminearum CS3096 is the source of this 1401-nucleotide messenger RNA. RefSeq lists its product as uncharacterized. The record is from RefSeq and is a predicted model, not a curated record. Gene Ontology annotation, biological process: cell surface receptor signaling pathway; adenylate cyclase-activating G protein-coupled receptor signaling pathway. The transcript is spliced from 4 exons. Gene Ontology annotation, molecular function: G protein-coupled receptor activity. Lineage: Eukaryota; Fungi; Ascomycota; Sordariomycetes; Hypocreales; Nectriaceae. Gene Ontology annotation, cellular component: plasma membrane. Bases 1 to 1401 code for a protein of 466 amino acids.
AUGAGCCACAAGUACAUCGCGGGGAGAGACCCGGAUGUGUUGGACGAAGGUGAGAGAAGUAUACUCGUGCUGUUUGAGCGUAUAGGAGGCUCGACCAGCUUGCUGGCUGUGCUUCUGAUAUUCAUCGCCUACGCGCUCGUACCCAAGGUGCGAAAUGUGCAAAACACUUUCAUCGUGUUUGCCAGCGUGGCAAAUGUCGGUGCUAGCUGUGCGAGCAUCAUCGCCAUGGAUGGACUGGAGCUAGGUGUUGCUUCGCCUCUUUGUCAGGCGCAGAGCUUCAUGUUCCAUAUGUUCAUGCAGUCUGAUCCUUGGUGGUCACUAGCCAUGGCCUUCAACGUCUUCCUCGUCUUCUUCUUCCGCGCCAGCCCGGACUCGUUCCGUAAAUGGUGGUGGGUGUAUUGCCUUAUCUGUUACGGUGGCCCUUUUGCUAUUGCCAUUGCGUUGCUUCUGGUUAGAAACCCGAACCGCGGCCUUGUGUUUGGUCAAGCCACUAUCUGGUGCUGGGUUAAUCGGGAUUGGGAAGGCAUUCGAAUCUACACUUACUACAUGCUCAUUUGGGUGUGUAUCGCUGGGUCGCUCCUCUUCUACUUCAUGGUCGGCUAUCACGUAUUUCGUAGUCGGAACAGACUCAAGAGUUUGUCUGCUUCCAAGAGCAGAGAACCAACCGCUGCUGAUCCAUCUCAGGCCCAAGGUCUACCACGUGUCGACUUACUUACAGUACCCCAAGAUUGCUUUUAUGGAACGAUCGUUACUGAUAUCGAAGUCGUUCACUCAACAGCAUCAACGAAUCAUCUUCCGGAACCACCGAGGCCGGCCUACACAGCUCGCUCGUCGUCGUCUCCUCAGGUAUCCUUCGACGAACCAUCUACAGGAUUUCAAAACUCCAACAGCCACUACUUCUCAACCUCGAUAUCUCCCGGUGUCAUUGCACAAACAAGUAGCGAGUCGCACCUGCGACGCAUGACCUCGGCUACGAGCCGAACCGUCAGCAAAUUCAAGGUCGACGACCCCAUCAAGCGGGCUUAUCUACGCACGAGCUUCCUAUUCGCCCUUAGUGUGUUGGUGACCUGGAUCCCGAGCAGUUUAAACCGCAUCCACAGCUGGUUAUUUGGCAGGUCUCCUUUUGAGUUCCAUGUCGCCACAGCCGCUGUACUUCCACUCCAGGGACUGUGGAACGCAGUCAUUUUCUUCGUCACGAGUUGGAAGCCACUCAAGGAGUGGUAUAGAAACAUUGGAGAGGAUCCUACCCAGCAGGAUCGAGAGAUGAUUCAGACGAGGGAUGAACAUGAUGAGCAAGUUGGGAGGAGCGGCGAGAGCUUCCUGGAUGACACAGACUCCGGUAGUGACGUUGAGCUGCGAAGAAUGGGAGAAGCGCCAGGGAAGAGAUCCUCGAGCUUGUGA